ACAGAAUGUGUAAAUGCAUUUAUUACUACUUAUACUAAAAUGUAUACUUCUGUUUCCAUCUUUUAAUUGGCUCAAGAGGGUGACAUACUGUAUGUUUUACUCCAUGGGAUAAAGGCUUCCAGUAAGCUUAGUUCAUUUCACUUGGAAAGCUCUGGAGCUUCAUAUGGUGCUCUGCUCGGUAAGCCUCUUAGGAAUCACGUCCACAGCAGAUGUAGGGAGAAUGCCAAUCAGGAGCUCCUGCUGAGCGGAGAAACCCGACGGCUGUGCCACUGCGCGCUUCAAAUCUCUGCCACGGUUCACACGAAACGCACCCAAAUAUCGUUUGUCGCUUUGUGUUUGCACUUUACAAACCUAAACAGCAGCAGAAACUCGUGAGCUGUACAGAAGAUGGAGCGCGCAGGGAGUCUCCACCGACUCUGAACCGUCAGACUACUAAAACCAAUCGUUCCCUGUCAUAACGCAGAGCCAUGCUUCCUCAGGAUGUUGGGAAGCAGAAGCCACGACGUGUGUCGGAACCGAUGUGCGGGGGAGACGGCCCCCCGAUCCCCCCUCGGCGCUUAAAGAACCGGGACUUCCCUCUGAGCGUGAAGCGGCGGCGGUCCGGCUCCGCACCUGAGCGCAAGGUGAACUGCGUCCUGGUUGGAGACGGAGCGGUGGGCAAGACCAGCCUCAUCGUCAGCUACACCACCAACGGAUACCCGACAGAAUAUGUUCCAACAGCGUUUGACAACUUUACCGUGAUGGUUGUGGUUGACGGGAAACCAGUGAGGCUGCAGCUCUGUGACAUGGCUGGACAGAAAUGGGGGCUGGUUGAUGGAUCAAUCAAUGACGAGCUGGAGCGCUUCCGGCCGCUGUGCUACAAGAACGCCGAUGUCUUCCUUCUUUGCUACAGCGUUGUUCGCCCCUGCUCCUUCCGCAACCUGAUCAACAGGUGGGUUCCCGAGAUCCGUCAGCACUGUCCCGGUGUUCCUCUGGUUCUCGUGGGCACCCAGCUGGACCUGAGGGAGGACGUCCAGGUGCUGAUUCAGCUGGCACAGAACCAGGAGCAGCCGGUGGGCACCGAGGAGGGCCAGCAGCUCGCCCAGGAGCUCGGGGCAGUGGGCUUUGCAGAGUGCUCGGCGCUGACCCAGAAGAACCUGAAGGACGCUUUUGAUUCAGCCAUCCUGGCCAGCAUUCAGCUGACAGACAGUUGUAGCGUCCAGCAGCAGAGGCUGACUCUGAGGAAGAAGACGCCCGAUAAGAUCAAGAGCCUCUCGGAGACCUGGUGGAGGAACAUCAACUGUCUGAUGGGAGAGCAGAGCUGUGACUUCAAGUGAACAGCUGCAUAAUAAAAAAAACUGGGUCAGAUCAUGUUUGCAAAAGGUGCCAGUUGGGGGCAGUGGGGGGGGGAUUAUCACCACACAGGAUGACAUUACAGGAUCAGCAAGUUUAGAAUCAGAGCUCAGAAAGCCCACAAGUUGUCAGUUCAAAUCCCCAGGCUGACAGGCAAAGUCUGGGUGGGAAAAUGUACACGCGAUGAUUACGAUGGUUACGAGGAGCACUACACAGCCCGUAAACACAGUUGUAAAACGUCCUCUGUGGCUCUGCUAGAAGAUUUUCAAAGACUGACAGCUGCUCACUUGUGUUAGGCUUUAAAGUGAUGGCGUGAAGUCUUGGUUACCAAUAGGGAAUUGAGAGUUUGAAAGCUUUUACCAGACAGGGAGGUUUUUUUAAGAGAUACUAUCGAAUUGCAUUUUGGGAAGUGUAGUAUAUUAAGAUUUCCGAGCUCAAGUCAGAAAAUCUUGGCCUCUGCUGCUUCAAUAUUUCCUAUUCUCUUUUUCUAUUUGUCUCUCACAAGUCCCCUGACUUAAACAGAAGUAUAAUUUCUGGAGUAAAACUCAUCAGUGCAAUUCUCGGAACCUCCAGCUGCUAAAUUAGUGUUUGAUACAGUCGCUGUUCUGGCCUGCAGGUUCUGAAACGGAUUCAACCUUUAAAAUGAAACCAAGGCGACAAACUGCUGUGUGAAAUACUUUGUACAUAAAAUGAACGUUGCACUUUG
Molecule: messenger RNA, 2038 nt
Organism: Dicentrarchus labrax (European seabass)
Lineage: Eukaryota; Metazoa; Chordata; Actinopteri; Moronidae
Product: rho-related GTP-binding protein RhoU-like
Exons: 4
Coding region: 468-1316 (282 amino acids)
Biological process (GO): small GTPase-mediated signal transduction
Molecular function (GO): GTPase activity; GTP binding
Source: RefSeq, a predicted model, not a curated record